UUUGAUUAAGAUCAAGAUCUUGUCAUCAUGUGUCAUGUGUUAGUGUGUGAUGUGAGGAUCGUGAACUCUAAACGUCUGAUUUGACUCUUUGCAAUGAGGAUUGUUCUUCUGGGGAAGAGCGUGUCAGAAAACAGUGGAGUGGGAAACUUCCUGUUGGGACGAGCAGCGUUUGACAGUGAAGCUCCUCCAGAUGUUGUAGAGAGAGUCGGAGGAAGAUUGAAGGACAGACACGUGAUGGUCAUCAGCAGUCCUCAGCUGCUCCAGACAAACAUCUCAGAUCAUCAGAUCACACAGACAGUGAGAGAGUGUGUGAAUCUGUCUCAUCCAGGACCUCAUGUGAUCGUUCUGCUCCUCAAACAUGAUCAGUGUUCAGCAGAAGAUCAGGAGUGUGUGGAGAAGGUGCUGGACUCUUUCUCUGAGAGGGUUUAUCAACACACCAUGGUGCUCACCACACAAGAGUCCACUGAAACCAAUGACAUCCUACAGAAGAUCAUUCAGAAGUGCUUCAACAGACACUUCAGUCUUCAGAGAAGCAGAUCUCCUGAUGAUCUUCUGCUGAUGUUUGAGGACAUUGUGAAAAUGAAUGAUGGACGACACCUGGAUUGUGCUGAAGAGUCACAGUAUUUCACAAUGAAGCAACAGGCCACAGAGAAACUUUCAGAGGGUGUGAAGCUGAAUCUGGUUGUGUGUGGGAGUGACGGCACAUUAAAAUCCUCCAUAUCAGAGCUGAUCCUGCAGCAGACAGACAGAAGAUCAGACGUGGAUCUUCAUGGACGUCAGAUCAGUCUGGUGGAUCUUCCAGCUCUGUUCAACACUCGUCUCUCAGAGGAGGAAGUGAUGCGUCAGGCUCUCCGCUGUGUGUCUCUCUGUCAUUCUGGAGUUCAUGUUUUCCUCUGCAUUAUUUCUGAUGCUCCACUCAAUAAUGAAGACAAAGCAGAAAUGGAGGAGAUCCAGAGGAUCUUCAGCUCCAGAAUCAACAAACACAUGAUGAUCCUCAUAAUGCAGAAUUCAGAGCAUCAUACAGAAGAACUCAAUGAAGAAACACAGUCUGUCAUUGAGAGAUUUGGAGGACGACAUCAUUUCUUUGGUCCCAACACACAAGUGUCCACAUUGAUGGAGAACAUUGAGAAGAUGCUGGAAGAAAACAGAGGAGAGUUUUACUCCACAGAGACAUUUCUGGAGGCGCAGAUGGAAAAACUGAUGAAAUAUGAAGAGAUGAAGAAGAAAAUCAACUCACUAGAGACACAUUUACUGUCACAAGGUAAUGAACAGAAAAUCAGUUUGGGUCUUAAACUUAAAUUCUACAAUAGAUUUAUUCUAUAAUAGUGUUUUAUUCAUUUGUGUUUUUAAACAGCAGAACUGCAACAUUUAAAAUUGAAAAGUGGCUCAUCUUACCCUGAUCCCCCUGUUCAUCUUGUCAUGUUUUCUUAAAUUUCAAUAUGAUUUUCACGUUCAAGAGA
This is a messenger RNA of Megalobrama amblycephala (Wuchang bream), 1460 nucleotides long. RefSeq names its product immune-associated nucleotide-binding protein 9-like. The coding region runs from base 94 to 1323 and encodes 409 amino acids. The record is from RefSeq and is a predicted model, not a curated record. The transcript has 2 exons. Gene Ontology annotation, molecular function: GTP binding. Lineage: Eukaryota; Metazoa; Chordata; Actinopteri; Cypriniformes; Xenocyprididae.